AACGCAACAAGCCAGCACUCCAGGAAUCCGCUUUUAAAGUGAAAGUUCACCGUGCGACUUAGCUGCUAUGAUCCCGUCCUCCGCAUCAUGAGCUCCCGCUUUACACAGCUCCCGGGCCAAUUCUUCAAUCGGUACUAUGGCCAUCCCGGCCGCCUCCUCAGCGCCACACUGAAGACCUUCUUCCUCGCGCACGUGGUAUGGGAGUACGGCUACGAGAUCUCGCCAACAGCGGGCGCCUCAAUGCUGCCGACCUUCGAGGUGUUACAUGACUGGGUGGUGUCGUCGAAGGCGUACCGGCGAGGCCGCGGCGUGGUGGUCGGGGACAUGGUCACGUUCCGCUCGGUCAGAGAGCCGGGGGAGAAGGUGAUCAAGAGGGUGAUUGGGUUGGAGGGUGAUUAUGUCUUGAUGAAUACUCCGGGGAGUGCGAGCGAUAUGAUGAUUCAGGUGCCCAAGGGUCAUUGUUGGGUUACGGGGGAUAAUCUGGACGCAUCGUUGGAUUCGAGAACAUGGGGUCCUAUGCCGAUGGGGCUGAUUAGGGGAAAAGUGAUUGCGAAGGUAUUACCGUGGAGGGAACGCCAGUGGGUCGAGAGUGAGCUGCGACCUCGCCCAUCAUGACGGAGUGUUUUGAUAUGGGUGUAUACUAUGGGUUGAACGUGUGACGAGCCGAGACUAUGGAGUAAUCCAAAGAUGUAAAUAUAGAAAUCAUGCAAACAAUGCACCAACACCAUUGAUUGCCUUCAAGAAUUGAUUUGCGCAUUGCUGGG
This is a messenger RNA of Pseudogymnoascus verrucosus, 764 nucleotides long. RefSeq lists its product as uncharacterized. Gene Ontology annotation, molecular function: serine-type endopeptidase activity. Bases 88 to 615 code for a protein of 175 amino acids. NCBI's taxonomy places the organism in Eukaryota, Fungi, Ascomycota, Leotiomycetes, Thelebolales, Thelebolaceae. The transcript has 2 exons. Gene Ontology annotation, cellular component: mitochondrial inner membrane peptidase complex; membrane. The record is from RefSeq and is a predicted model, not a curated record.